AUGCCGGCGAGGAUUAGGGUGAAUUCUCAGCUUCCGGACCCCGGGUCAGGCAGGAAGUCUGUCCCAGCCCUCCGCCGAACGUCCUCUGUCUCCAAAUCCGCGACUCCUCCCACUCCACCCGAACGACCUACCCCACAACGCACCACCCAGGAGAAAUUCUCCAUCUCGACCACCUAUUCCACUAUCACUGCCAGAGCUCUGUCAUUCCAAUCACAAUUUCUCAAUGGCGUUACUCUGCUUCAACUAGCCCAAUAUGGCUUUCACUACCAACCGUAA
Penicillium cosmopolitanum is the source of this 276-nucleotide messenger RNA. RefSeq lists its product as uncharacterized. Bases 1 to 276 code for a protein of 91 amino acids. The record is from RefSeq and is a predicted model, not a curated record. NCBI's taxonomy places the organism in Eukaryota, Fungi, Ascomycota, Eurotiomycetes, Eurotiales, Aspergillaceae. The transcript is spliced from 2 exons.